Messenger RNA from Schizosaccharomyces osmophilus, 1095 nucleotides. Its product is annotated as stomatin. The transcript has 3 exons. Lineage: Eukaryota; Fungi; Ascomycota; Schizosaccharomycetes; Schizosaccharomycetales; Schizosaccharomycetaceae. The record is from RefSeq and is a predicted model, not a curated record. The coding region runs from base 1 to 1095 and encodes 364 amino acids. Gene Ontology annotation, cellular component: membrane.
AUGUUGCAGAACUUUGCAUUUCAAGCUCUUCGACUUGGGCGGUCGAAUUUUCGACGCACAGGUGCUGUGAAGAGUUUUGGUUUUCGUUACAAAAGCGAUACAUCAUCCUCUUUGAAUCUGUUUACACCUGUGUGGAAAGACCAAGCAGCUAAUACUAUCAUCAAAUUUGUUCCUCAGCAAAUGGCGUAUGUGGUGGAACGCAUGGGUCGUUUUUCUAGAAUCUUGACUCCUGGUCUUGCUUUUCUUGUCCCUGUUGCAGAUAAAAUUUCGUAUAUUCACUGCUUAAAGGAGCGCGCUUUGGAAAUUCCUACCCAGUCUGCCAUUACUUUGGAUAAUGUUUCUAUAGGCUUAGAUGGCGUUCUAUAUAUUCAAGUGUAUGAUCCAUAUAAAGCAAGUUAUGGUAUUGAAGAUGCGGAUUAUGCCAUUUCACAACUAGCUCAAACAACAAUGCGUAGUGAGAUUGGACGGCUUACGCUCGACCAUGUUUUACGAGAACGACAAUCUUUGAAUGAACAUAUAUCGGAAGCUAUCAACAAAGCUGCUGAAAAUUGGGGAAUUCGCUGUCUGCGCCAUGAAAUUCGUGAUAUUCGUCCACCCGAAAGUGUUGUGAUGGCCAUGCAUCAACAAGUAUCUGCUGAGCGCCAAAAGCGUGCAGAGAUUUUGGCUUCUGAAGGAAAGAGGCAGUCUGUGAUCAACGUUGCAGAGGGUGACAAACAAUCAGAAAUUUUAGAUUCUGAGAGCCAAAAGAUUCGAACCAUUAAUGCCGCCUUGGCGGAAGCUCAAGCAAUUCGUGAAAGGGCUUUUGCUACAGCAAAAGGAAUUGAUGUUUUGUCAGAUAUGAUUUCCCAAAAGGACCAUGGGGCUGAUGCUGUUAACUUGCACGUUGCUGAACAAUACCUGAAGAAUUUUGGAAACCUUGCAAAGACUUCCAAUACUAUGAUUCUUCCUGCAACUGCUAAUGACAUCUCUUCUAUGGUAACUCAAGCUCUGUCCAUCUACAAGCAAGUGUCGAAUUCUCCAGCACCUUCAAAUUCCCUGCAUAAAGAGAUUUCUUCCCUGAAGUCGAAUUCUGCAGAAACGGAUAUGAAACGCUAA